Morchella importuna is the source of this 945-nucleotide messenger RNA. RefSeq lists its product as uncharacterized. Gene Ontology annotation, cellular component: nucleus. The record is from RefSeq and is a predicted model, not a curated record. Gene Ontology annotation, molecular function: DNA-binding transcription factor activity, RNA polymerase II-specific; RNA polymerase II cis-regulatory region sequence-specific DNA binding. Lineage: Eukaryota; Fungi; Ascomycota; Pezizomycetes; Pezizales; Morchellaceae. Gene Ontology annotation, biological process: regulation of transcription by RNA polymerase II. The coding region runs from base 1 to 945 and encodes 314 amino acids. The transcript is spliced from 3 exons.
AUGGCUCUCGAUAACCAGCAGAGACACUCGAUGCACACUGGCUUCCCAUUCCAACCACCUUCAUCACUCGGCAGCCAAGUACAGUUCACAAACCCUUGGACCUCAGGACCAACAGCACAACACCUAAUGGCUUCAUCAAUCCCCGAAAUUCGCGGACUGGGUUCGAUCGUCAAACCAGAAAUGCGAACGUCCGUAUCAGCACCAUACCAGAACGGCAUUCCAACAACAUCAGAAAUUCCAACUUCCAACCCUGGCAGGCAUAUCACCUCAAAUAUGCUGUCGUCCCACCCGAACGACUUUUUGAAGUCAGAAAUGUUGAAUUUUGGAAACAGCAACUCUUUUACGGGUGACAUGAUUGAAGCACCGCGACCACGGCAAAACUCUCUUAUGGAGUGGACCACGAGCAGCACGGCGAGGCCGAUCGUUCAACCUCCCCGGAGUACAAACAACCAAUUCUCAGACACCCUCGACUCGGCUCGAGGGAUGGUUGCCAUGAGCCAAGCGCCACGGCAGCACAGGCAACGGGCAGACGGCUUCUACCCUGGCCACUCGACAAACUCGUCAAUCUCGUCCACAGCUUCGUACAACGGAUACUAUGGGGGCGGAUCUGUAGAUUCGUCAGCAACAGACUACUCAGAUCCGGCCGGGUUCACAACGGAAGGGUCUCGCCCAUCGCUACCUAGACCUAGCGGCAUCCAGUCAGUACCUGUGCAGGGCGCGCUCAUGACAACGUUUAGCUCAAAGAUCACAUCGAGCACACAAAAGAAGCACAAAUGUAAAGUUUGCGAUAAGCGAUUUACAAGACCAAGUUCUCUGCAAACACACACUUACAGCCACACUGGCGAGAAACCGUUUGCAUGCGAGGUCGAUGGCUGUGGACGAAAAUUCUCUGUUGUCUCUAACUUGAGAAGACACAAGAAGGUUCACAGCGGUAAGAACCAAUAA